AUAAAUAGCUUUGUUCAGAAGUAUUUUACUAAAACUUGUUCUCUUGCAAAAAAGAGAUGGAACAGUCAAAAAGAGAUGUAUUGAGGGCUCAUCGGGUUGUAAUCACGGACAACCUGCAAGAAAGAAGAGUUGUCGAACAACUCUUUGCCGAAGGAGUUUUGGACCAAACUGACAGAGAGGAAAUACACGCAGAAACGUCAAGAUUCGGUAAAUGCUGUUUGCUGUUGGAUAAGCUUCCUCGGAAAGGCCCUAGUGCCUUUGAAAGUUUCUUGCAAGCUCUCAGACUUUCUGGCCAGGGGUUUUUGGCGGAUAAGUUGACAGGUAAAUUAAUCAUAAGCUUACGGUAAACGAUCACGUUCAUUGAUCAAAUCAAAAUCAACGCAGAGGGCGUUACAAUGUAUGAAUGAGCGUUUGUCGCUUUAAUAUUUCCUUAGCAUUUGAUUGUUUGAACUAAAAAGAUAAAUAUUAAUUAUGUGAGGCUAAUAUCUCCACUAAUCUCGGUUUGAAUAAAAUUUUGUAAGUUAGAUCGAGAAUCGUGGGUGCCAUUAAUGUAGUGCCACAAAACAGCAUGGAGACAAACCGCUCGAUUGAUCCCAGUCAUUUUGAUUUUUGGAAAGCUGCAGUAGCUUCUACGUAAAAACCUCCACGCCUAAGACUGAGCGUGGGAGCAAAAAGACAUCGUCUUUGUAAACGUUCAAAUCCUUGUAUUUUCUGAUUGACGUGGUUCGUGUGGGUGCGUGAAUGAUGUGCGUAAAAUAGCAAAGUGAAACAGGGAGAGCAAGUUCCAGACCAUUGAACAACAAACAUAUCAUCAAAAGUGUUGGGAAGGCAGCUACUUUUCACCCCGCCUUUUUUUCUUUCUCCCCCCACUCCUAGCUCAAUGUUGAACAAAACUUUGAUGUUUGUGCAGGUAUUAUUGUUCUGUUGUGGUCCCAACAUUGAAUGUGGGUGGAUGGGGGGUAAUAAUAAAAGGAAAAACCAUCUUUUUGAACAUUGAAAUGAACAACUGUUAAGUUGUACCAGAAACUCAUAAGGGUUGAGACGUGUAACUCUCAUAUGUUUGCUUUGUCGGAUGCUCGUGAUUAUUCAUUUUCAAAAGUACCAUAUUUGGAACGAGAAGAAGAGACAACUGACCAAUCAAACUUCGCAAACAACGUGACGUAAUUUUACUUCAGGUUCCCGCGCCCGCUUGAAAAAAAAUUGCCGAUAAACGGGGGAAAAACUCCCGAAAGCCGAGAAAGCUUUCAAAGGUUGAAACCAGGAAUCUUACCGAACUACUGAGCAGGAUAUUAUUGCCUUACCACCCUGGGAUAAACGUAACAUUAUGAAAUCCAUUGGCGUCCUCGCAACUUCUAGAAGUUGUCACUUCAAAAAACUAUGCCUCGUUGACCCUCUGCAAAGGAGGGGGACAUGGGGGUUUACGGUAUUGCGGUAUUGGGCUUUUUUUCAUGCGGUAUUUCGGUAAUUUUAAUUUUAACGUGCGGUAUUGCGGUAUCAUCUAGCUCUGCGGUAUGCGGUUUUUCAUCAUUUUGGCUGACGGUAUUCGGUGAAAUAAGAUUGUUCACGGUAUUACGGUACCGUUUAUUUGCGCUUUCCUUUCGAUACAAUACGCAAAACCAAACACAGUAGGACAAAAAGGUCAAUAAAAGUUAAUAUUUAGAAGUCUUGAGACAUAACGGUAAAUCAUUAAACCAUUGUGGGUCAUUUUGUGACAGUUAUUAAUGGUCGAUAAUAUGCCAUGUGAUUGUUGUUGCAUCCAAUGGCAAUGAGUCGCCUCAAGUUACCUUACCAGGCUUUUUGAUCUGUGUACGUGUGCCAGUCUGCUACCUGUACAGCCGUUUUUAGUGUCGCCGGCGAUGCAACGGUCCUCCCCACUAGACUAUACCUGUACCGGCAAUUCCUCUGAGGUCUUACAAACGUUUUCUCACAAUGGCUGAGGUCGCUGAGACGGCGAAGACGGCGUGGCCAUCAUUGACUUUUUAAGAAAUAAAGUGUGGCAAUUUUUUUGAUCACACGCUUGAAUAUACUAAAAGAGGGCGAAGGAGGCGAGCAUUAUCGCAAGAAAGUUUGAAAAAGAAAUAGUUUAGAUGUCGGGUUUCGAGAAUUGAAAACGCCUUACGAAGUUAAAAUAGAAAAUCUGGUAAGUUUUAGCCUCUUUACCAGCGCGGCGUUUUCUAAAAUUAUCUGCCUUGUGUGAGACAGUCGAGAUAGUUGACCUCUGAGAUACUGACUUAUAGACUCAUCCAAAACUCGCACUAGACGUGCUGCGUGGAAAGAGUUUUGGUUGGUUUGUUUGUUUUAGUUUUUUUUCGCACUUUCAAAAAUUAAUCAAAGAGUUAUUUUUAAAUAAUAUGUCAUUGGAGUUAGUUAAAAUUUUAGCUGUUGGGUUUUGUGCUAGGCUAGCGUUAUCAGAUUUAAAGAUAGGAAUAAUUUUAGAUAUUUUCGACCUACCAAAAGAUUCUUUUCAGUUUUCAGUGAAAAUUUGCCAAAAUUUGCCAACUACCAAAAUAUUAAAAAAAAACAUGGACAUCUGGUGCAUAAAUGCCUGAGAUAAUUAAACGCGCUAGAUGGAAGCCUCCAUAAGUAUGCGGAACCGAUUAUGAAUAAGAUUAAUAUAUGCGGUAUCGGUAUUUAGACGAUUUUCGACGCGGUAUUUCGGUAUUUGCCAUUUUUUCUUACGGUAUUGCGGUAUUGGGUACCCCCCAAUGUCCCCCUCGCAAAGUAAACUUAUACUGCAAAUAGGCUUUUAAAAUUCUUAUAUUACUAGUCUAGAAUAAACAGUAAAAAAAUUCAUUAGCUGCGUAUCAAAAAAAGACUGAACCUGACAUCUUCACAAAAUGUGAUUCGUGUAAGUAAUGUGAGAAGCAUUUUAAGCUUAAAUUCAGCUUGGAUGUUGUGGUCACGAUCGUGUUUUGAGCUAAUUUCAUGAAUGAACAAAGUCAAAACAAUAGACAGAGAAGCCGUUUCUUGAAAAUCUUUAUUCAAAAUCCAAAAAGUUAAUCCAGUUUAAAGCAAUUCAGGAAACACUAUCUGGAUCGUGGAUCCAUUCACGCAAGUGAAGUCGACUAAGCACAUGGCAAAAUUCAACACAAAUUCCAUCUCAAAUCGGGGCACAUUUUGUAAUUUUUCAUUAGCGCCGAAGACAAAAAUUUAUAAAACGUCUAUGAAAAAAUUAAAAAUACAUAAAUUCCCUUUCAAAAACGUUCUUGUCUCGGCCAUAGAGUGCAAAAAAAUGUACCCGAACAUUCAGCAAAAACUUCGCUGCGUUGGUUGCAUUUCAAAACAAACCAUGCGCUCCGCCGUGAAGAAAACGAGGUUCAAUUCCUCGAAGGACAAUUUCUUGAUGAAAAGCUUCCCUUCCUCCACAAAAAGAAAGCUGAGCAUUCUUUUGAACUUUCUCUUUCCAUUUUUUGUCUUUUAAUGGUGUAUUUUUAACCUUGAAAUGCAGAACUCUUGUCUUAAAACAUGUGCAUGGUGAUCGCGCGGCAGCCAUGUUGUUGAACUGAUAGAUAUCCGUCACUAGGGUUUCCAAAUGUGGUAAAAGUGAAUGUUCACGAGCAUUGAACGCGAGUUACACGUUUCAUUCCCUUAUGAGUUUCUGGUUGUACAACCUUCCCAACUACUUUUGUCUGGGAUUGUAGCUUGGCUGCAUUGGAAGCUAGCUUGCCUACUCUGGAGGCUAGCGGGAGGCCAUUGUACCUUGCCUUUAUCUUGAUUAUUGAACAACAAGGUGAAGACUGGCAAAUUAAAUGCAUGCACAAUAAAGAAUAUUUGAAUAUGAUCUACUAUAAAAAAAAUACAGUACAUGUAUGUGCAGAACUUACAUGUACAGUGCUGUAGCAGGCUCAGGUUAAUGGUGGGCAGUAGGAUUAAAGGGAAAGAAGCCAAGAAAGAUGAAAAGUAAGAAAAAAAAAACAACAACAACAACAAAAACAAACAAAAAAAAUCCAAAAACCUGUCUCAUUUUGCUUGUGAGGGAUAUUCCUUACCACUGUUUACCAGGAUUGGUUAAUUCAUCAUUUGAGUUCAUCAGUAAUAUUGAUAACAGGGGUGUAACCAGGGGUCCAGGUAUCUACAAGUGGAAUUGCAUUUGAAUGAACUAUAAUAUAACAUAACCAUGCAAACAUUAUAUGCAUCCCUUGGUAUUAUUUUAUAGGAGAAUCCAGCACAGGAGCAAAUUUAAGCCCAUCAAGGUCAUUUGGUCUCCCAAACAAGGUUCCUAAAUUUGUUGGCAGGUCAGAUGUUUGUGAGGAAAUCUCAGGGUUGCUGACUUGUCUAAAAACAACCCUCGUAUCUCUGAUUGCUCCCCCUGGAUUUGGAAAGACAGCUGUUGCGAUUACUGUAGGCCAUGAGAUGCUAGAAAAGGGAAAAGAUGUUUUGUAUGUUUCCUUAAGAAGAGUGGACUCUGUAGACGGUGCGGCAAAGAGGUUGCUCGAGGUGAUAGGCAUCGCAGUUGACAAGGAUCCUGUCGCUCAAGUAAAAAGUUUCCUCUCAUCCCUUAAAAAAGAAACCAUGCUAGUCCUGGACAAUGCUGAGGACUUGCAAAAUGCAAGCAAGUCUGCCUGUAAUCAGUUUUUGGAGGAAGUUGGUCAACAUGGAAAAAAUCUUGUUAUUUUAAUAACAAGUAGGAAUCCAUUGUCAGUGUUUGAUUUUCCUUUCAAAAAGCAUCACAUUCCUCUGAAGCCUUUAGAUGAUGAAGCAUCAUUUUUCUUUCUGAAACAUUAUGCUCCUAACAUUUCAGACCAGCUUGCAAGACAUUUUGCAAACCCAAAGGUGUGUGGUGGUGUUCCUUUGUUUUUGAAAUUGACAGCAUCAUUCUUGGAAAGCAAGACAAUUGAUCCCAUAGAUCUUCACAGAAAGCUUAAAAACUGUUCACAUGGUUUUCUGAAAGUAAAGGAUCCUAACAUUCAAGAAUUUUUCUCCCUUCUUAAGGUUUUCUACAACCAUUUACGACCUGAAGUGAAAAAGGGUCUUUCUUGGCUAGCUGCAUUUCCAUCUGUUUUCACCAAAAUGGAGGCAAAGAAUGUUUUGUUUUGCAAAGAUGAUUACUUGGAUUUUCAAAUCUUACUAAACAGUUUAGUGUCUCACUCAGUGGUUCAGGAAGAAGAAGUUGACAAUCAUCAGCAGUAUAGUUUGCAUCCAUUGGUGCAAGCAUUUUGCAUUGCAUGCAGAGAGGAUGAGUGUAAAGGGUACAAUAUGGCAAUCAGGCUUUUCUCGUAUCAUUAUCUCGCUCUUCUACAACAGCUGAAUGAUGAUUUCAUUACCACUAACUGCAAGGUUGCCAUAGACAAGUAUCAGAUGAACAAAGCAAACAUUGCUCAUGCCCUUUCAGCAUCAACAGAGGAUGAAGUUUUAAAAUGUUAUGGAAUUAGCGUGUCAACAGAGACUGUGAAUUUCCUGGCAAAAGUCAUGAACCAGGAUGAAUUUAUAUCAACAUAUGACAAGUUUCUGGAGGUUGCAGAAACGUUGCCUGACAAAACUCUUUACAGUGAGUGCCUUGUGUCCAUUGGAUUCAAACAGCUUUGUUACUAUAGCUACAAAGAUGCCCAUCGCACAACAGCCAAAAUGAACCUCCAAAAGGCACAUGAUCUGCAAAUUGAUCUCGGAAUUUAUGACACAGAAUGUCAAGGUCACUGCAAGUGUAAGCUAGGGCUUUGCACUUUUCUUGCUGGAGACAGAAAGAAGGGCAUCUCCCUCAUUGCACAAGGUAUUGGUGUGCGUCGCAAGUUGGUGUGCUCUAAUCACUCAGGAAAAAUGGAACGGAUGCUUUUAGCUGGUGGAUUCUGUGACCUGGGAAGUAAGUACUUAUUUUUACAGAAAUAAAUGAUUUUUACAAAAAUUAAGUAUAUCGUUUAUAGUAAAAGUGCUACUGAAGUUAUAUGUAGUUUACAAGCACUCCACUCAGAUAAUCAUAUUGAGACAAAAGACUUGUGAUCCAAUAAACAUGAUUUAAAAUCCCAAUGGGUCAGAGACAAUGCAGUUGGCUAUUUUCAUGCGCCAUGAUCACGAAGUUAAACUUGGGUCAAAUGAGAAACUAAUCCGCAGCUAGUAGGACUUAAAUGGGCACUUGCAACAUGUUGUCCCCCCCGUACGAAACGCGCAGCGCUGUUGCAGCGCUGCAGAAUGGCUUCAAGAAGCGCUGCAGAAUAGCUGCAAAGAGGCUGGCUGCAGCAGUCGCAAAUUUUGGCUGUUCGGGGCAGCGCUAUGAAGCCGUUUGAAAGCGAUAAGCAGCGGUUUAGCAGCGGUGGAAAGGACACACAAAAACGCUGUCAGCGCUGCCAAAUAGCUGCAAACGUGUACAAAAAUUCAAAGAAUUAUGGCAUUUGCCUAAACCGGCUUAGUAGCAGAGUAAAAACCACUAGAAAGUCAAAAUGCAACUUAUACUUUAUUAGUAUCCACGCGUACACGUUACAAAAGCACGUGACAUAGAACAAAUCUGCAACAGUCUCGCUUUGUAAAUAUUUAGCAAUCACGGUCACUCAUCUGAAUGUAAGAACACCCAUUAACAUGCAGACAUUGAAAAUUAUCUUUUUUAAAAAUAAAGAGAAUAACAUCGAUUGUUCUACAUAAAGUUUACAUGCACGGCCAUUAGGCAAAUGAUAUUUUGAUUCGUUGCAACGGGCUAAGCUGGACAUUGCUCACCUUGACGUUUCGUCCAUGAUCCACUAUCUUCUACACUUUUUUCAUGAAAGAAAUCAACCCAAUUUUACUUUGGUCGUCGUUAAUGGACUAAGGAACGAACAUUACCACGAGCAUAUAAGAAUCUUGUAAGUGCGAACCCCAUCUGAGAUUCUUGUAUCUGUGUUGCUUGCUCUGGUUCGAUUCGUCGAUACUUAGCGUAGAAGUCACUGUUCAGUGCGUUGUUUGCAAAUACGUUUGAGCUGUUCCAUCCAAAAACUUCAACAGAACUUCCAUCUCGAAACAGAACUAGAUGCAAAAAAACUUAGAAUGUUUGCGCCUUUCAUUCAACGGUCGCAAAUGUUCUGUGUUUGUCUAGAGAUGUAAUGGGAUCUCAUGCAAAAGGACCGACCAAUUAGAUUACGGCCUAGAAUGUCUCCAGGGAAUUAGCGAUAACAUUCCCACACUCGCCGGUCACGGAAUGAAAUUUAUUGAAAUCUUUAUUCCGAAAGCAUAGGAUUUGGAGGUUUAUUCAAUAAGUGAUCUUCUUUGCGCACAAGCUUACUCACAUUUCUUAGAGUUACAGUCAAAGUUUUCGCGUUAUAAAAGCCGUAAUCUGUGCCAAGGCUUUAUCUGGCGAUUCAUGUUAUUGGCGCUCAAGAAAGUCAGAUCGACCGCAGCUGAAUUGUAGCGUUACUGCAGCUACUUCGCAGCGUUUGAAAGUCGGCAACUGCGCUGCAAAACCGCUGCCGAGAGCUUCAAAGAGCCUUCAAAGGCUGCACAGCGCUUUUGCAUCCCGCUGCAACUCUAAUGAAGCUGCUGUUUGGCUUCUAAAAGGCUGCUGAACAGCUGUAAUUUAGCUGUACAGCUAUUUUGCAGCGAUUUUGUGGCGCUGUACAGCGCUGCAAGUUUCGUACGGGAUAUCAAUGGCUUUAGCUGAAUUUUUCCCAGGUGAAACUCAAAGGGUACAGAUUUUUGUGUAUAAAGGCCAUCAGUGACCAGCCUACAAAGAAAGUAGUCUCCGAUACCCUGGGGCUAGUAGAUUUUGCUAUUGAGCUGGUGAAUUCUGUUCUUUGUUAACUUGCUGCAAUGAGCAAGUGUAGUUUUUGGGGGAGUUCAAAUAAAUUAUCAGAGAACAACCGUAAUCAGUGCGCAUCAAAAAAUUUUUUGCGAGCUAGUUGAAAUUACGUUUUGGCUAGUUCAUGCUAGCUACAGCUUGCUUGGAUGGCAAGUUGUAAAUCGGACCUUUCUUUGCACCCUGCAUCUGGUGACUUUUGAUAAACUGCAAGGUUUUCCUGCUACUUGGCCUUUUUUUGUUGCACAACAAAUUACUGGACAAAGUAUUAUACACAACAUCAAGGGUUUCAUAAGGCUUUUACUCUAUGAACUCAUCAGUACCCUCACUAGAAAAGGUUUAGUUCUACAUUACAGUCAAGCCUGGGCAAGCAUACCCCCAAGAUGCCAUUAAUCAAUUUAUUAUGAUUCAAAACUGAGUUGAAUUAAUUUGUAGUUGUACAUGUAGAUUUCAUAUUCGUUUCUGCAUUCUUGCAUGUGUAAUGAAUUGUGAAACACAUAAUAAAGGCAGUUGUGAAAUUUCUACCAGCUCAGUUUCUCUGUACUGAUAAAUAUGUCUUCGAAGCAAUUUUAUCCAUUCAAAGAUUUUCAAUCUGCUCUUUAUGCAUGCAGGAAUGCCCAUUUGAAUUUGACACUAUAGUCAUGGGAAUGACUUGUGGAUUCAUUUUUCAAAUAAUCAAUUCAUUAACAGAGUCUUGGAGGGUAUGCUUGAACUGCCUUGACUGUAUCAAGUAGAAACUAACGAGAAGAACCAUUUUUCAGCAGUCAUCAUGAUGUUGUUGUUCACAUGAUUUUCCUUGUUUUUUUAUAGUGUGUCCCUCUUAUAAAUGCCACAAUAUAUUCUUACUAUGGGUUUUUCUAUUUUUCAGUGGCCUUGUUUACAAGCGGUCAGCACAAGGCAGCUCUCAAUAUUUGGGAGAAUAUAUGUUUGGUCAAGUACCGUGAGCUGUUGGGUACGCACCCCUUCACUGCCUCACUGUUGGACCACAUUGGUAAAAUUUAUCAGGCCCUUGGUAAACCUCGGCGAGCUGUUUCUUUGAAGAAAGAGUCUCUUAGAAUGAGACACUUACUGUUAGGUAUGCAAGGUUGAUAGUUUUGAAAUGGAAGCAUUAUAUAAACGUCUUAAUUUUUUCUAAUAACCAUGAGUGCUCAUAACAUAUAAUUAAUAUGUUAUACCUUUAAGGUAAAUUAUUAAACAUCAGGGAUUAAAAGAAAAUUUGAUUUCAGACUUUUCCUUUGGGCAAGCAGCUCUUGCAUCUUGCUUGUCCAUGACCACUGCUUGAUUUUCUUAGUUAAUGAUUUAUCUUGUUUGUAUUAAAUCUCAUGGGUCUCUAGUAUCAUUUGCCCUGUGAAAUGUUAUCCGAAUUCCAGAAUCCAGGAAAUUUUUGCCCAUGGAAUCCAGAAUCUGGGAAUUUUUUUCUUGUGGAAUCGGAAAUUCUGGGCUUUGGAAUCCGGAAUUGAGCUUACGGAAUCCAGAAUCCAAGUUACACUGACAAGGAAUCCAGAGUCCUUCAACUGGAAUCCACAUCAUGGAAUCCAGAAUCUAAGACUUUCUUGGAUUAUCUUAUACACAUAAAACAUGUUUUGCAUAAUGUUAAUUCAUUACAGACCUUACAACUCCCUAACCCAAUCCUGCUAUCAAUUUUUUGAAUUUUUCAGGUGAUGAUAAUCUUGACACAGCCAGAGCUUAUUAUGGUUUGGGCUGUGCUCUCAAGGAGUUAGGAUCCACACAAGAAGCGUUGGAGAAUUUUAAGAAAGCCCGAGAGAUCCAGUAUCGUGUUAUUGCUUCCAAAGAAGAUAUUGAGAGAACUGAACAAGAGAUCAAUUCUCUGCGAGGAAAUGAUGCAAUGGCAGAGUCUGCAUAUCGCAUGCUUCACGAGGUGCACCUUGAAACCCCAUGCAAUAUCUUGUCCCAUCACAGUAUGGCAUGUUGAUUCAGGAUGUCACUGGAUUUGAUACAGUGCUCUACUCACAUGUUUGUGUUUUGAACCCCUUCAAGUAGCCUGGGACCAGGACCCAUAGUGGGAGAAAAAGGCCAUUUCAGGAGCGGAGUGAUGGACUAGGGACCGGGAACCAGGCUAUCUGUAUGUAGUUGAAUAAGCACCCAGUAGCAGUAAAUGUUUUCAGACAAACAGCCCUCUUCUGUAGAAUUCUUUAGGGUAUACAGUCAGCCCUAUUGCUAGUCAAUGAGGCCUGCAGUGCAGAUUACAUAACAUGUUGCAGUGAUGCAGUGUGCUUACAAAGUAUCUUUUCUAGAUACAGUUCCCAGACACAACUAAGCUGUGGUCAACAAAGCACUGACCAGGGUCACCCAACAAGAAUAUAGUUCAAAACCACUUAAACAUAGCAUUGUUAAACCUGUUUUAGUAUUUAAACAGUGGAUAUGGGCAUAUUUUUAUGCCCUAUAAAUUUUUAAUCUGUUCGGAUUUCCUAGCUGAAAGUCUACUGAUCCGAAAAUUAUAGGGAUCAAAACUUACCUGUUCGAAAAUUUCAGCCAGAAAAAAGGCUCCCGAAAAUUCUAGGUGACCUUUUUAGGGUAAAAAUCCGUUGAAAAUGGGCAAUUUUACCAUUUUUUAGAUGUUCGAAAAUCCUAGGAGAGGCAGGCAAGCAGGAAUUUUACAACAAAUGUUCCGAAAAUUCUAGGUAUCAAAUCGUCUUCCGAACAGAUAUUUUUCCGAAAAUUGUCGUUGGGUGCCCCAGACUGACCCCCAGUUCAUGGACUAACCUGAUGAACUACCCAUAUGGACUACCUUUUGAAUAAUUUUACUGUUAGUUACUUCAUGUACUUACCAUUAUUGUCUAUUCAAAAGGCAGUCCAUAUGGGUAUUCCGUUUUUUCAGUCCAUGGAAAGAUUGCCAGUGGUUUGUUCACCACUAACGAGGCACCACAAUUGGCUUACGUUUGUCUAUAAAGCAGUCUAUACGCGAGUACCUUGCAAACAGUACAAUAACUUACAGUGUUUUGCUUUGCCUACAAGGUUUCUCCGCCCUUUCGUUUCUAGGUAUCGCACUCAAGCACUUGUUAAUUACGUACAAUUAAUGGUACAGUGGCCAGACACUUGAACUUCAAGCCCCGUAAUUGAAGUUCAUGUAAGAGCCUUUGUAAGGUGUACAUCGGUGAUCCCAUUUCUGUCGGAUGUGACCUCUUUUAGUCUUGCAUAAGCGUGGCUUGCAGUUGUAAGUGGAUGUAUGAGGAAAAUUGUAAGGCCGGUUUCCUCACAAUGUAAUCGUCUAUGGCGGUGUUAUUAGUUGAGUUAACCUUGACUUAAGAACCAUUUGUAUAUAUAUUGUCGCCAGGUUAAAGUUGCUUUGCAAGUCAGCCGUUAGAAAAAAUUUCAAACGUUAAACGUUUAUAUAAAAAUAUACGUAAUGUAAUGUCUUCUUCAUCUUACACUGAGGCAGAUGACUGUAAAGGGUUUCGUUUAGUACGUUGAAAUAAUUUGAAGGUAUAAUUUUUUGUGCUAGACUCGCUGAAACAACGUUC
Porites lobata is the source of this 11175-nucleotide messenger RNA. The record is from the annotation of a GenBank genome assembly. NCBI's taxonomy places the organism in Eukaryota, Metazoa, Cnidaria, Anthozoa, Scleractinia, Poritidae.